AUGGGAAAGAAAGAUAAGAGACAGAAAGAAAAUGAGAAUAUUCAAGCUGUGCUUCACCUUCUUAGAAAACAAGCUCCUCUCACUCUCAAACAGCACGAGAAAUUUUGUAACAAUGCCUGUGUGGAGAGGUUUUUAAAAGCAAGAGGCGAUAAUACGAAGAAAGCAGCUAAGCAGUUGAAAAAUUGUCUUGCCUGGAGGGACUCCAUAGACACUGACCAUUUGAUAGCCGAUGAAUUCUCUGCUGAGCUUGCCGAAGGUGUAGCUUAUGUUGCUGGCCAUGAUGAUGAGUCAAGACCUGUCAUAAUAUUCCGAAUCAAGCAAGAUUACCAGAAAUUUCAUUCACAUCUAUUUACUAGAUUGCUGGUGUUUACACUAGAAGUGGCUACUCAAACUAUGGAACAAAAUGUUGAACAAUUUGUUCUUCUCUUUGAUGCCAGCCUUUUCCGGUCUGCAUCAGCUUUUAUGAACAUGUUGCUGGCAACACUGAAGAUCUUAGUCGACUAUUAUCCAGGCAGGCUUCACAAGGCCUUUGUCAUUGACCCUCCUUCCCUCUUCACUUAUCUUUGGAAGGGAGGUAGGCCAUUUAUUGAGUUAUCCCCACUCACUAUGAUAGUGUCAUCUUUGGACUUUGAAGAGUCUUUGGAAUUCAAUGAUCACAUAUCAUACCCACGGAAAGCACCACUCCGUUUGGAUCCUUCAUUUGUGCCAUCAACCAAUAAAGUUGGCUCGUGUGCUCCGUCAAGAUUUUCAUUCGCCAUCUCGCAACAUCUUGAUUCACUCAAACCUUGGUACCUGACGUUGAAGGAUACAUCGACGUCUAAGGUGGGACCCACAACUGCAUCUUUGGCUUCCUUUGGUCCCACCAUCUCGUCCCUUAAUGCUCGAUCCUACUCGUUUACAUCGCCAACUACCAGAGGGCCAUAUGGCAACAUUGGAACCGUAAAGAAAGGCUUCUUCCCAUCAACACCAAUGCCACGGAAAACCCAAACAAUGGAUCCAUCAAUGAUCAAGCAUCCAAGGACUCCAAGGACUUCAUUCCUCCAAUCGCCUGCGUUGUUCUUCAAAAAAGACUUUCAAUUAACUCGAACCGAAAAAUCUAAAGAAUCAUUUAUCCCAUUUUUGAAAUUUUAUCGCCGACCCUAUGAUGAGAUGGUUUAUAGGUCGAAGAUGAGGCCUCCUUUAGGUGGCCUCAUUUCCAUCGUCUCUCCACAGAUCAAGCGAGGACACAUGUCGAUCUCCCACCGAUUUUGA
Fraxinus pennsylvanica is the source of this 1251-nucleotide messenger RNA. NCBI's taxonomy places the organism in Eukaryota, Viridiplantae, Streptophyta, Magnoliopsida, Lamiales, Oleaceae. The record is from the annotation of a GenBank genome assembly.